AUGGCUAUGGUUAGAGCACUGGUGAAGGAAAGGCCUGUGGUUAUAUUCAGCAAAAGCUCUUGCUGCAUGUCCUACACCAUUAAGACACUGAUAAGCAGCUUUGGGGCAAAUCCUAGAGUUUACGAGGUAGAUGAGCAUCCACAAGGGAAGCAGAUAGAGAAGGAACUGAGAGGAUUAGGGUGCAAGCAAAUUGUGCCAGCUGUGUUCAUAGGAGAGGAGCUCAUUGGUGGUGCCAAUGAAAUAAUGAGCCUUCAUCUCAAGGGUCAACUGUCACGAUGGGUGCUCCAAUUUCUUCAAAGUGCUGAAAAGCCGGUGGUGAUAUUCAGCAAAAGCUCUUGCAGCAUGUGCCAUUCCAUCAAGACUCUGAUAGGAAGUUAUGGGGCGAAUGCUACUGUAUACGAGAUAGAUGAAGACCCAAAGGGGCAUCAAAUGGAGAGAGAGCUGAAGAUGUUGGAUAGGAGUAGGCCAAGUGUGCCAGCCGUGUUCAUAGGUCAUGAACUGGUUGGUGGCCCUGAUGAGAUAAUGAGCCUCCAACUCAAGGGCAAGCUGGUGGACUUGCUCAAAAAGGCAAAUGCCAUAUGGGUUUAA
Messenger RNA from Lactuca saligna, 588 nucleotides. NCBI's taxonomy places the organism in Eukaryota, Viridiplantae, Streptophyta, Magnoliopsida, Asterales, Asteraceae. The record is from the annotation of a GenBank genome assembly.